AUGCCAUCCCAAACAUACCUCGUCAUCGGCGCCUCGCGCGGGAUUGGCUACGGCCUCGUCGAGCAGCUCAGCGGGGAUUCAUCGAACAAAGUCAUCGCCACCGUCCGCAAACCGUUCGACUUCGGCAAGUCCAACAUCGAAACCCUCGUCCUCGACCAAUCCUCCACCUCCUCCGUGCAAGCCGCCGCCUCCAAACUUUCCACCCCAGUCGACACCCUCAUCCUCAACGCCGCCAUCGGCCUCGACGAAGCCCUGCUCUCCACCACCGAGGACCGUCUGCACGAAUACAUGAACACGAACAUCCUCGGCGUCCAGCGAGUCGUCAACGCCUUCCUCCCCGCCCUCCGCAAGGGCACGGCGAAGAAGAUCGUCAUCAUCACGAGCUACAGUGGGAGUAAUACUGCCCAGAGAGGAGCGGAGUUUGGUUUCAGGGGCCCGUAUGCUGUUACCAAGGCGGCGAAUAACAUGCAGGCUGUGCAGUUGCAUAAUGAGUUGAGAGGGGAGGGGUUUGUUGUUGCGCCUGUGCAUCCUGGUUGGGUCGCGACGGAUAUGGGGAGUCUGGCGAUCAACGACCGGGUGCCGGAGGGGGUGAAGCCGAUGCCGGUGGAGGACAGUGCGGCGGGGCUGAUCAAGGUGAUUGAUGGGUUGACCACUGAGGAUUCGGGCAAGUUUUGGGGGUUUGAUGGGAGUAGUAUGGCUUGGUGA
Messenger RNA from Zasmidium cellare ATCC 36951, 705 nucleotides. RefSeq lists its product as uncharacterized. Lineage: Eukaryota; Fungi; Ascomycota; Dothideomycetes; Mycosphaerellales; Mycosphaerellaceae. The record is from RefSeq and is a predicted model, not a curated record. The transcript is spliced from 2 exons. Gene Ontology annotation, molecular function: oxidoreductase activity, acting on the CH-OH group of donors, NAD or NADP as acceptor. The coding region runs from base 1 to 705 and encodes 234 amino acids.